Gordionus sp. m RMFG-2023 is the source of this 3040-nucleotide messenger RNA. RefSeq lists its product as uncharacterized. The coding region runs from base 47 to 2731 and encodes 894 amino acids. Gene Ontology annotation, molecular function: chromatin DNA binding. The record is from RefSeq and is a predicted model, not a curated record. NCBI's taxonomy places the organism in Eukaryota, Metazoa, Nematomorpha, Gordioida, Chordodea, Parachordodidae. The transcript is spliced from 13 exons. Gene Ontology annotation, biological process: nuclear envelope organization; negative regulation of BMP signaling pathway.
CAUUCGUUCAUUUAAAUAUAACUGAUCAUUCUAAAAAAAUAUCAUUAUGAUUAAAGACAAUAUAUCGGAUGAAGAGUUGAGAACCAAGCUGAAAAGUUACGGAGCUACUUCAAUUGGCCCAAUCACGCAAUCUACAAGAAGUGUUUAUCUUAAAAAAUUGCAAAAACUUAUGAACGAAAAAAGUGAAAUAACUAUUAAUGAGAAAAAGUUAGAGGAUACACAAAAUAAAGUACCAAUAAUUAGAAAAACGCGAUAUAAUAUUUAUAAGGAAAAUAAUGAAAAUAUUAUUAACAUUCAAACAACUGUACCUGAUGCAACGUUCAUUAAAAGUUCCACUCCAAUCAUAAAUUCAUCAAUUAAAAAAAUUACAAAAACCUUUAAUGUAGAUGUAAAUAAAAAUGAAUUAAAAAUUUCACCCAAAUUAACUGUUAUUCCUUCAACACCAUCGCCUCCAUCAAACAAAUUUUCCCCUAUAAAAUCAAAUUACAAAGUCCAAAAUAUACCUCAAAUUGACUUAUCUUCUAUAUUUAGUUCUAAAAAUAAUUAUAAUAAGCCUAAACAACAAAGUUCAAAUAUUUUAUACCCUAAUUUAAAUUUUUCUAUCCUAAAAUCUAAUGAACUAGGUAAAAGGAAUGCAUUAUUUAAUCAAGGAGAUGAAAUAAUUAAUAAAGCUAUAAAUAGUCAAAGAAAUGAUGAAAUGUCACAAAAUAUAUCACAUUCUUCACCACUUCAAUUUAAAGAUGAAACCUCAAAUCCCUAUCCUAUAUUGAGAUCAAAGAAUUUGUUAAUGUCACAAAAUACACUCAGAAAUAGAUUUGAUCACGGUGAUACCUUGGAUGAUAAAUUUAGCUCAGAUCAUCAUAAUAAUAAAAGUUGGGAUAGAAAUAUAAUGGAAGUGGAUGACAAUCAAGAAAGAAAUUAUAUCAAUGAAAAUUUUGGAAAUAUAAAUAAAUCAGAUAAUUAUAUACCUGUUAGAAAUUACCUUGAUAUAAACCCAAAAUAUAGAUCUUCACAUAUAGAUGAUAAAAAUAUUUUGGAUUCAAGAUCAAACUAUAGCUCUAAUCCUAAUAAUUACCAGAAUAGAAUAAACACUAACCAAGAAGAUAAUAUUGAUGACCAAGAUAAUCAUUAUAUAUCUCGUUAUUUAAAUUUUUUCAAAUCUAAAAUUAUUCCAAACAAUUAUAACCAUGAUCAAAAUAGUAGGUGUAGCAGUUUACAAUAUGAAAAUCCAAUAAAAAUUUCUCCCACCAAUAGCAAAAGGAAUUUAAUGAUGCGCAAUCAACUUAAAAAUGAAAAAAAUCCUUAUUUAGAUUAUUAUAGCCAUUACUACAAUUGUGGAACAAAAUUUAAUUAUGCAUAUUACUUUAAUCAUAUCAAAUCAUUUUUGUCAAGAUCUUUCCAUUUCCUAAUAAAACCAUCCAAUUUGCAAAAUAUUUUAUCAGUUGCUUUAGUUUUAGGCCUUAUUCUCUUAUUAUCAUCUGCCUAUUAUAAUUUCAAAGAUUCUUUAACUAAUCAAAAUAUGAUACAAAUUAAAGGAGAGAAAAAAUUUGCUUGUAGUGGAAAUGAUCAAAAAUGUAUUAUGGAAAAUGAGCACAUUUUUGUAGUGAAACUUGUUAGGUUAAUAUAUGAUCUAUUAUCUAAGCGUGCUGGGCGAUAUCAGUGCAGUUUUAUCAACCUCGGACCUAAAAAUUAUUCCAUUGAUGAUAUUUUAUUGCAUCUCAAAGCCAAAUACCCAGGUAUCCCCAAAUUUCAAAUGAACGAAUACUUAGUGUCGGCUAUCAAGAUGAUGAUGGACAAUCCUCACUGGGGGAUCAACUUAGCGGAUAAAUCGGGCUAUAACAGCAAGAUCAAACUGCCAACCGCUUACGACGUAUAUUGGUUAGAAUCCGCGCGCCCCUACAUACCCCUCUGGUGCUCGGGUUUCAAGGGACUCGGAUAUUUGCUCUCCAAAAUCUUUUCCUAUUCAUUAAUCCUGAUCUUUUUGUCACUCUUGGGGUUCGUUUCAUUCAAAUUCAUCUGUUAUAAAAGGCGCCAAAACGAAAAGGUCUAUCAAAUGAUUCGCAAAGCUCUAGAUAUAGUCAUGAAAAACGAUGAAGCUUACAAAAAUUCUUCUGCGAAGGAUACCGAGAUUUUUCCUUACAUUGCGAUUUCACACGUCAGGGACAUGCUAAUUCCGCCCAACAAACGACAAGAAUUAAGAUCAACAUGGACUCAGGUGCUCUAUCACAUGAACAAUGAUGAUUCUAGGAUAAGGGUUGAGGCUCAGACCAUUCACGGAGAACCUUUCGAAGUGUGGAAAUGGAUUCCCCACUAUCACCAUAUCGAAGAGGAGAACGACAAUGGGAAAUUAUGGCAAGGUCCGGCUAACGAUGUUUCUAAUCAAUAUGGUUCCCAGGGAUUGACUCAAUGCCUCAAGAUAAGGAAUAUGUUCGACAAAAAUAUAGAAACCGGUUACGAAUGGCCAGAUAGAGUCAAAGACGCCAUCUUGGAAAAGUGUGGGCCUAACGCGAAUAUAGUUCACAUGGUCAUAGACCAAGAAUCCCCAGAAGGUUGUGUUUACGUGAAAUGCGGAACAAGUGACGCAGCUGGUGCCACUUUCACAGCUUUACAUGGAUGGUGGUACGGAGGAAAUCUUAUAGCCGUCAAAUACCUGAGACUGCAAAGGUAUAACGAACGAUUUCCUGAUUCAAUCAACGCAAACGCUCCCCUACGUCCUCAUUACAAAUAUUGAGAUUUCUUUUUGAUUUAUUGGAUUUUAUGUUGUUAUUAUUUUUAUAAAAUGAUGAAUUCUUCUGUUAAUUUUUUUUCGAUAAAUAAUAUUGCCAUUAUUCUAGUUUAUGUAAUAUAAUAUUGAGUUUUUUUUAAUUGGUCCGACUCAGAUAUCAGUUUUGCUCCCAGUCAUUAAAUACUAAAUUUUUUAUAUUAUAUUAACCUGGAGCUUUUUUAAUAUCUAACUAUUUUACUUCUUAUUAAUUAUGUGUUAUGUUAUAUAAUAUCAUGAAUUAUUACAUAAAUGUGUUAGUUACUUAUCCAUCAUAUU